UUACAUGUAAUAAAAUAUUUUCAAAUUUAAUUCAUAUGUGUUGGUUGGUGAUCAUCAAUCAACUCUAGUCAAUGGGAUGUGAGUCGAGAUGAUCAUGAGAGAUAGGAAACUAGAUGUAAGACAAGUGCUCGUGAUGGAGAAUUUUGAGGUUAGCCUGAGUGCAGAAACUCUGUGAAUCAAAAUAACCAUGCAAGUUUAUCAGGGCUCUAGAUAUUGCAUGAAAACAACUUCGACACAUGGAAGAUACAAAUAGAAGCACUGCUCAUAGAAAACGACGUGUGAGAUUUGGUGAACGGAAGAAAAAUGAAAACGAGCCACGAUGAUGCCAGAGAAACCGGCGAUAGUGAAAUGAAAUUCAAUAUAAUUCUCUUGGUAAAUCCGUUGGAAAUAAAAGUCAAAGGAUGUAGUAGCGCCUGCGAAGCAUAACUAAUGUUGGAUAGUAUAUAUUAAUCUCGGACGACAGCUCAGAAAGGCAUUCUGUUAAAAUAACACAUCUUGUAAUGAAUGCAAAAUUAUGGCAAUGUAUGUAAAUUCUUUGAUACAGUUGAUAAGCUAAACGAAAUAGAGGUUCUCCGAAAAAGGGGAAAUCGAAAGAGAGUAGGUUGCGCAAUCGGAAGGAUUUCAAAUUUAGAUGUCAUCGGUGUAGAGAAAUCACCUACAAAGCCAAUGAAUGCAAGAAAAAAAGGGAAAGAGCUAAUCGCUUGCGAACAGCCAUAAACUGUAUUGUAUUGCGCGCGAAUGAAGAUUUCUCGGAUACGAAAACAGCGAAUCGAGCGGAAAGUAGCGCUGCGAUAAUGUUUAGUGUUUGGACUGCAUAGCGAACAUGGAAUUUAGCUACUAGUGCGUCGUUUGAAAUUGUUGCGAGGUGAAAGGUACCAUUCGCUGUCGAUGUUAAAAGAGAGAAGGAAAAUAUGACCUUGAAAAAUACGUUGGAAGACUAUAAAGUUGCCGCUUACAAAUAGUUCGGUAAGAAAAGACGAGAUAUUCGACUUGAUACAUUCGAAUCUUUGCGGCUCCAUGAAGAUUCUAUCUGUUGGAAAGGCCAAGUACUUUAUCACAUUUAUCGACGAUAAAUCAUAUUGCGAGUUAAUUGCCAACGUAGGCGAAGGACUGCGUGUUUUCUUUAAUUGCGACCAGUGGAUGUAAAAAAAAUGAUGAAUAAAGAGGAUUCUCCGCAGAUCAUUGAACCUACCUACUCGCUUGUCUUCAACUUUGAAAAAAACUACUUUUAUCCAGAUACUCAAAUAUGGCUCCAGAACAAUUUUCAGUACUGCUACUACUGCUGUAUUAUUUACGUGAUCCUAAUUUUUGGCGGGAAAUAUUACAUGUCGAGUAGACCAAAGUUUGAUUUGAAGGGUCCGCUUGCAUUAUGGAGUGGAUUGUUUGCAGUGUUCUCCAUUAUCGGAUUUUCUAGAACAGCACCGGAAAUGUUCUCUACAUUGAGACACCAUGGGUUUUACCACAGUAUUUGCAUACCUAGCAACUUUUUCCAAGAUCAUGUUUGUGGCUUUUGGACAUGGGUAUUUAUCCUAUCAAAGAUCCCAGAAUUUGGCGAUACGAUCUUCAUUGUGUUACGAAAGCAACCAUUGAUAUUUCUACAUUUUUACCAUCAUUUAACUGUUGUUCUUUACUCUUGGUUCACAUAUACGGAGACCACAGCAGCCACAAGGUGGUAUACCGUAAUGAACUACUUUGUUCAUUCCUGGAUGUAUUCUUAUUAUUCUUUGAAAGCAAUGCAAUACAAAUUACCAAAAGGCUUUGCUAUGAUGAUUACUACGAUGCAGAUGUUACAAAUGGUGAUAGGUUGCGUUGUAACUAUUGCGGCUUAUUAUUAUCGAGAAAGUUGUGGACUUGAAUGCUAUACUACGCGUAAAAAUUUUAUAUUUGGUUUUGCCAUGUACUUCAGUUAUUUAAUCCUAUUUGGAAAAUUCUUCUUCGAGGCUUAUCUUUUCGACAAACGGAAAAACAAAGUCGAAGAGAACAUUCACGUCAAUGGAAGAAAGGAGUGUUAUAAACCAAAAGCUAGCUAAAGUAUAUCAAAGUUUUUGAAAUCUUUUUCUAUAAACGCUUUCUGAUAACAUUUCGUGAAAACACUUAUAACGUGUUUUAGGAGUCUGCAUUAGUUUACAACGAUAAAAAUUGGUUGUGACAUAAUGCAAGUGAUAAGAUAUUUAAUUAUUGUAAAACAUUUAGUGUAUUUGAUCUUAAGGUAUGGGAGAUGAUGGUUUUCAAAAAAGUUGCUCGUGAAGAAGUUAGAAUAAAUGCAAAAUCAAGAGUGAAAUUUCGUUAAGCAUAUCUUCGAAAUAUUUUUAGGUAACAUUAGUAAGAAAAAUGGAUUCACAAAAAAUAAGAUACGUUCGGAUAUGUGAUUUUAACCGUAUUUUGCCGAAUAAAUUUAUUCUUAAAUAUGGUAUAUCAUUUUAAUGACAAAUAGUCAUAUUUCAUGUAAUCAAUAAUUGAUGACUUCUUGGAAUUUUUGACUUGACUGACACUGAUUAAAUGUCCAAUAAUAUUAAAGGUUAUUACGACGCUUGCUCUAAUAUCGUCAUUAUACUCAUUGAAAAUCUCUGAUCGUAAAAUAAAUACAGAAUGAACAACAGUGCAUAUCAAUGCAUAAACAUUGUGAAAAAAGCUUUGUUAAUUAAAGAACAAAAUUCAGUGUGUCUAUGUAUAUAGUGUAAUCGUAAUCCAUGGCUAUAUAAGGAAAGAGGAAAUUAAUAAAAGCAGAAAGAAAGUUUA
Molecule: messenger RNA, 2739 nt
Organism: Bombus terrestris (buff-tailed bumblebee)
Lineage: Eukaryota; Metazoa; Arthropoda; Insecta; Hymenoptera; Apidae
Product: elongation of very long chain fatty acids protein 6
Exons: 3
Coding region: 1152-2030 (292 amino acids)
Biological process (GO): very long-chain fatty acid biosynthetic process; fatty acid elongation, monounsaturated fatty acid; fatty acid elongation, polyunsaturated fatty acid
Cellular component (GO): endoplasmic reticulum membrane
Molecular function (GO): fatty acid elongase activity
Source: RefSeq, a predicted model, not a curated record